UGUGAAAAUAGACGAAAGAUGAUUCAAUUUAGCCACAUUGUGACGAUCAUUAAUAUCGCAUUGAUGUGCGUUCUAGCGGAAGAACUCUACUCCGAUCGGUACGACAACAUUGACGUCAUGAGUAUUCUUCAGAACGAUAGACUGCGAGAUCAAUAUUACAAUUGUUUUAUGGAAACGACGCCAUGCGUAACAGCAGAUGCAAAAUUCUUUAAAGAGGUUGUUAGCGAAGCUCUCCAAACUAAAUGUAAGAAAUGUACUCAAAAACAAAAGGAAAUAAUGGAUUCAAUAGUGGAUUGGUAUACAAAAAAUAAACCUGAACAAUGGAAAGCUUUCGUCGCAAAGACUAUUGAAAAUCUAAAAAAGAAGAACGAAGGUGCAUAAUUGCUAACAACUGCUGAAAUAACUCAAAUAACGAGGAUAACACG
This is a messenger RNA of Mycetomoellerius zeteki, 425 nucleotides long. Its product is annotated as ejaculatory bulb-specific protein 3-like. The record is from RefSeq and is a predicted model, not a curated record. NCBI's taxonomy places the organism in Eukaryota, Metazoa, Arthropoda, Insecta, Hymenoptera, Formicidae. The transcript is spliced from 2 exons. The coding region runs from base 19 to 381 and encodes 120 amino acids.